Messenger RNA from Osmia lignaria (orchard mason bee), 3610 nucleotides. It is a transcript of the gene stai, whose product is annotated as stathmin. Gene Ontology annotation, biological process: regulation of microtubule polymerization or depolymerization; neuron projection development; microtubule depolymerization. The record is from RefSeq and is a predicted model, not a curated record. Gene Ontology annotation, molecular function: tubulin binding. Gene Ontology annotation, cellular component: cytoplasm; neuron projection. NCBI's taxonomy places the organism in Eukaryota, Metazoa, Arthropoda, Insecta, Hymenoptera, Megachilidae.
CAGUCGCCCUCCAGCCACCGCCCCAGAUACGAGUUCAGCCACUUCCGGCCCUCUUCUUCGCUCGUCGGACGUGUCUUCUCGCCGACUCUUCUACGUUCCCUUCUUUCCUUUCUCCCAGUCGCGCUUUCGUACACGUAACCCGUCCACGUUAUCUUUGUUUCGUUAAACACGGAUUCCUCCUGAUUAACGCAAGCACGGUCUAUACGGUAAGAUAGAAACAUGCUGAUCGGUCUCGUGCGCGACUCAGUGCUGCAGUGCUUUUGUCAUAGCUGCAAGGCACCCUUGGACAUCGUAGCGGGAGGCAAGAGGGGCAAUGCGCCCUUCAAGAAGCCGAGCGGCAAAGGAAAGCCGCGGACUAAGCAGCCGAAGAAAGUAAAGUUCAUCACGACCGAAAUUCGAUGCCAAGAAAAGUCUAAGGGUGGAUUGUGCUACGAGGUAAUUUUGGCAGAACCAACGGUACCGAAAAGAGCCCCGUCUCCGCCACAAGCAAGCCCGACUCAACAAGUCGCUAUCGAGGACAAGCUUCGAGCAGCGGAGGAGAGAAGACUUUCCUUGGAAGCUCACAAGCUCGCCGCUUUCUCCGCGAAACUUUGCAAAAUCGAGGAGGUCGCUCGCAAGAAGGAUGAACUUAGCGCAGCUUUCAUCGCCGCGACCAGCAAGUCUCUGGACGCUAAGAUGAACAACACGGAAGAGAAACGAGAAGCCCACAUCGCGGAGGUGAAGAACAAACUGAAGGAACACUUAGAAAGCGUCGAGAAGACUCGUUUGAGCCUCGAACAACAGACCGAGGAGGUCCGCUGCGCUGUUGAGGAGAAACUGAAGACCGCUGCUGCUCAACGCGAUGAAAAUAUCAAGAGGAUGUUGGAUCGUCUUAAGGCGCACGAAGAGCAAGUGGCUCGUGUACGCCAAGGAAUGUCCGAACGCGUGCAAUCACUUGAAUCCAAGAUACAAGGCAAGUUGGAUCAGGCUCGUGAACGUCGCGAGAACAUCGAGCGUGAACAAAAGGAGAAGCUACGCAAUUAUAACACCGUGAAGAUAGCAAAAGUGCGUCAGAUGGCGGAUGAGUGCGCCACGAGAGAACUUCUGAUGAAAAAGUUCGAAUUUGACAAGAGGGUUUCUACUGCGGAGCAGAACCGACAGCGAGAGAUUCAACGUCGUGUGCAGGCUAUUCGCCAGCAUGAGAGGCGCGCGGAGAAGGUAAGACAGAACAAAGCAGCUCUGUCGGAGCAGUGUGGCCUGCCGGCUGAAAAGGAGACCGCCAGCUCUGGGUAAACAUAAUGAGAAAUCAUUUCAUUAUCGCGAUCCUCGUUCGAAAUACCUUUUUCACCGUUACAAAAUCGAGGAAAGAGGAGAGCGGGAUUCGACUACAAGCUUGCAGAGAGUCACUCGCUGAAUAUAGGCCAUCAAAAGUUUACGUGUUUCAACUUCGGAAUAAACUAAGGAGCCGCACUCGCUGUGUGCUUUUAACAGGCUCCGAUUACGCUUUGUGCCAUUUUCGUUCGCUGGAAGAAAAUUAAAGGAACUUAUUGCAAGCGAUUUAUAGUAGCUGAAAGGGAUUUACAAUCUUAACGAUUUUGUUUUAUAACAGUGGACGGGAGGGGAACUAAAUAUUCAACUAGAUAAAAUAAUCGAAAUAAUUCAAAGAAAAACGAAUUUAUAUAACGAAGAAUCAAUCGUUCCAUUUUUUUUUUUUUGUUUCGUUAUCCUUUCACUUUGUAACUUAUGCAAAAUCACUGCCUUCAUCUAACUACACACGUACACUUAUAUACAGCUGUUUGUUUUUUAAAGUUACACGAACACACGUACUAACCUUUGUUUUAAAGAUACGGCGUGUAAAAUACCCACUUCUGUUUCAAUGUGCCUACCACUUACACGAUUGUGGAUCUUCUAAAAGAUGGCAUUAAAUUCUGUGUUUGUGAUUGUUUGUACAUGUCGGAGUAAUUGAUAGUUUACUAUUCUUAUGAAGCUUGUUUUUCAGUAUAUUUCAUUCAUUAUGUUUCUUUAAAGCUAUGGUGUUGUUGUUCAGUCAAUUAUUAUUAGUUUUGAAAUCAAGAGAAAAAGAUCAUAACGAUUAUCGGAGUCAGAGGUUCCAGUUUAUUUGACAAAAUUUUUAUUUAAAUUUUAUUUAUUUAUUUUUUAAUAGCUUUUGGUGUUCCAUUCGUCGAAUCCGUUUGCUUUCAUUCAUAGAGUAACGAUAGAAUUUACUACCGCUACAAUUAGAUCUUAAGUGGUAAUCGCGACCAUAUAUGUGUGUACACAUACCAUAUAUAAUGAUCUUAUGUGUAUGGUAUGUGCCGACAUGUAAGCACACUUAUAAAAAAUAUAUAUAUAUUAAUAGUGCUUUAUACUAGGCUUGAGAAACUUUAAAAACCAUUUUGUACUCGAUCAUUGUAAUAUUACUGCGCUAACUGAACAAGAACAAUUCACAAAAAUAUGUAGUCUAAUUGAAUAUGAUAAUAUGAUGCUUCUGUGAUGACUUAAUUAUUUGUCAAAAUGUGUAGUGUUUAAGUGAGAGUGUGAGAGAGAAAGAAAGGAGAGAGAGAGACAUUUGAUUCCUCUACGCUCGUACGGAUACCGUGGCUGGAGGGCCUUGAUAUUUUGUUCGUAUUAUACAGGGUGUUCGGCUACGGGUGGGCAUCUUGUAUACCAUCGCUGAAACUAUCUGAAAAGUAACGAUACACACUCUACUGGGGUUAAAGUUUCCAUUAAACUUUCCUACUCGUAAUAAAAUAGGCAGCUAAUGGUUCCUCAGCCUUAGAUACUCGUAUAUAUUAUAUAUGUAUAUUGGGGGUACUAAUAAAACGAGAGGAAACUUUUUUAGCUUUGGUCACGGUAUCGUCAUAAAAUAAAGGGGUAUAAUAAAAAAAAAAGAAACCACGUCGCAGUGAUAUUGCAACCAUCUCAUACCUUACGACCUUAGGUAUUGAAAACUACACGGAAAAUUUUUACAAAGGGCUAUUUCGCAGAAGUGCUGGAACGCGAGAAAAAAAAAGAAAUUAAGUAAUUAAAAAGAAAAGGGAGAUUGAAAGAUAAAAAGCAUUUGAACGUUCUUACAUCGACGAAUAUACAACUGUAACUUACAUUGCCCAGUGUUGCGGUACAUUCGCCACGUGUUGCAACGUCGAGAGAAAAAUGAUUAGGAUGGUUUCGUUUUUCUUGUGGUUUCAACAAGCGGCGAGUAACGUCUAUUUUUGCAUAAUUGUUGUGAUCUUUUUGCAAAAUGUAUUUCGUAUAAUUAUUAUAUAGAUGCCCGACGUAUGUAUGUUAUAUGAUUGUCCUUUUCGACUUACGUUGAUAUAUAAAUAUAUAAAUUUCUACGCGAUGGUAUAUAUAUAAAUAUGAUAUGGUGGUUACUGUAAUUGUACGUAUGGUUUCUUUGUGAGCUUUGGUAAUUGUCUUUACGGUGGAGCGACAGAAGGAAAUCAAUUUGCUGGAUAAUUAUAGCAAAAUAAAUUUCUAUUCGAUCGAAACAGACGUCGCGAGAAACCAGUUUCUUAUUGAUACAUAUACAUAUAUAUUGGUUGCCUUCGAUAUUUUUUCAUUUUUUAGUUCGGAUAAUGUAUGUUCGAAAGAGAACCUGAUUGUGUGAAGUAAAAGGCCAUACCUACAC